Molecule: messenger RNA, 1278 nt
Organism: Caenorhabditis briggsae
Lineage: Eukaryota; Metazoa; Nematoda; Chromadorea; Rhabditida; Rhabditidae
Exons: 3
Coding region: 1-1278 (425 amino acids)
Biological process (GO): vesicle budding from membrane; late endosome to vacuole transport via multivesicular body sorting pathway
Cellular component (GO): multivesicular body; ESCRT III complex; cytoplasmic side of plasma membrane
Source: RefSeq, a predicted model, not a curated record
AUGGCAUCAUAUCUUCCGGAAGAAUGGGUAGACGACGUAAAAAUGAACGGGUUAAUGUCCGUUAUGAAGGUUAGAAUCUCACACGAGUUUCAAAACACAACUAUAUUUCAGGAAAGAAUUGUGAACAAAGCCGAUUACGACAGAAAGAUGCGAUUCUGGACGGAUACCAUUAGGUCCAGUUGUAUUGGUGAGAAAAAUGCAGUCUUCGAUAUUCUAACACUGAAGAAACGAUUUCGUCGGAAGGAUAAAAUUCCGGCGAGUUUGAAUGUUGUGCUGGACAAUUUGAAGAAGCAAGGUGAUGUGAUCACUGUUGGAGAAUGGCGAGAUCGUCACUCCGGAUGGGUUGGAUGGGGAAUCUCCAAAACGCGAGGAUGGAUGUUCGGUGGUUCUUCUGACUAUGAGCAACUUCUUCAUCUUCCAACUGUCAAGACCUUGGGCCAGGAGCUUCUCACUAUUUAUAACGACGAGUUACGCUCAGAAGUAGAUUGCACUGGCGAAGUGGUUACCUAUAAGGAGAUGUUCGAAAGAGCGAAACAUAUCAUAUCGACAUCGGAAACGUUCGACAUUGUCUUGGAUCACUUGUCUGACACCGGGGAAGUAACGGUGGGAAACACAAAAAAUGGCGAGAAAGUUCUUAAGUUCAAAGACCAUGGCAGCGAGGACCCUGUAAAGUUCACCGAAGCGGAUGCUAGCGUUGUUGAUAUCCGUAAGGCAAUGACUAAAUUAGAUCGCGAAAUCCAACAACUCGAGCAAAAAGUUAAGAAGUACGAUGAACAGUGCAGAUCCUGUUUGAGAGCAGGAGAUAAAGGUCGUGCACAAAAUUUUUUGCGACAGAAAAAACGGGCUGAAAAGGAUGUGGCGGACAAGGAUAUGCAAUAUCAAAAGCUUCUAACAAUGCUUCAUCAAAUUUCCGCUGCCAAAAACAACAAGGAUGUUCUGAAAGCAUAUCAAUCGGGUACUGCAGCUUUCAAGGCUACAUUGGCAAGGCAAGGAUUGUCCCCAGACAAGAUUCAUGAGACCAUGGACGAUGUCGUGAAUUCUAUCGACGAAUACAGAGAAAUUGAAGAAGCAAUUUCUUCACCAUUUGCCGGCGCUAGCAGUCUCAACGAUACUGAGUUGGAAAGAGAGUUGGAUGACUUGCUCAGCGAAAGCAAGAGAGAUGAUUCCAUGCACUUGCCCGAAGCCCCCACAAACAGAUUCGGUCUAUUCGACAAAGAGGUCACUCCGGAAGAAGACCAAUUGGAACAACGUCUAGCAAAAUUGAGACAAGCUGUCUAG